Molecule: messenger RNA, 7170 nt
Organism: Pocillopora meandrina
Lineage: Eukaryota; Metazoa; Cnidaria; Anthozoa; Scleractinia; Pocilloporidae
Source: the annotation of a GenBank genome assembly
AUGUUCUCGUCCUUUCUAAGAGGGGACCUUUCGGAUAACGAAGUUGAUUUUCUCGCCUCAGAAGGCCGAGACUAUUUUCUCACUCGCGGAAUGAUUUACAAAAACAAGAGUGGAAAUUUAGAGCACAGACCCUUUACUGUCCUUCCCACUCCAUUUCCUAGAAGACUUUUCGCAGCCGCCAGAGAAGUUCAAAAGGAUUUUAAUUUGCUGGUGCACAAGGCAAGCCAGGAUUUCCAGUUCACGAAAGACGCACUUCUGAGGUACAGUUUCAUCUUUACUUUAAUUUCCCUACUGAUCAUUCCGAAUCGCUGGUUUGUGACAGUGAAUCUCUCAAACUUGUGGAUUUUCUCUUAAUCUUCUGUACUUAUCUUUUAGUACCAUAACUGCGGAUGUAUUCACAGCAAAAAUAUUUUCCAUUUACGAGAAAACUCAAGAGCAAGGCAUAGAUCAGGUGUGUACACAACUUAGCUCUUAGGAAAGUCUAUGGAUACAUGUCUUAUACAUAUUAAUUAUUGAGCGAAAGAUUGUCAUUGAUUCUACUAUAAAUCAACCCUUUCUUUCUUUAAGGAUCCAUGGGAAAAAAAAAAACGAUCGAUUGAUACCCUCUUUUCGUAAAUUAUUUAAUUACUCUUUUAACAUAAAAGGAACAUAAACAAUUUUUUUUCGAAUCGUUAAGUAAAUUACUAUAAACGUUUUCUUUUUCUCAGCCCAUUUCGUUGGGAAUCUUCCGAUCGGACUACAUGCUUGAACAAACAAGCGGGUCGCACAACCAAGAAGACGAAAACUUAAACCUUUGUAUCAAACAAGUUGAACUAAACACUAUUUCCAUAAGUGCCAUAUCUUCAUCAUGUCGUGCCUCCAGCCUCCACAGGUAUAAUGUAUCCUAUUUUUUCAUGGGACGCGCUGAUGCAAUUACUUAAGCCUGUGGCGACUUUGCGCUAUUUGGAAAGACGCUUCACGCAAAGGCAAUGUAUUGUUUACGUCCAUAAAUAUUAGGAAGCUGUACGAAAAUAUGUCUCUUGAUUAGACUUAGAUAAACAAUUAAGGGGAUAAACAGAAAAAAAAGGUUUAACUCACACGACAUUUCGAUGUUUUCGCGUUAUGAGACGAAUUUCAAGUGAUGAAAUAAAUGAAAAGAAUAUUCAAUCUCAUUUCAAAUAUAUUCAGCGUGAAAAACUAGAAUUAACAUUUUAAAUUGUUCAUCGUUGUAGUUACUGAUAACAAUUUGAAAAAUUGACCAACACUGUUUCCUAGCGAUAAAAGCACAUUUUUACCCACGGCACCGAAACAAUAAGUGACCUUACCAGUAACUCAGUAACCGUCCUCAAUGAGAAAUUGAAUUGUUUAAGCCAUCCUACGAUAUGUCAUUCACAUAAAAGAAAAAUCCAGGCCCAAUCACGCAAUCAAAAUUUAUCGUGCAAAAUAUCAGUUGGUCUAUAGGGUGAAAAUCAGGUUGCUAGACGCAUUUUUUUUUUAUAAUUUGUCAACUCCGGUGCUUGUCAGUUCUGCGCUCUAGCUAUCUUACAUUUCCUCGUAAAUUAAUUACAAGAAUUUGGUAUUAGAUCAAAUUAACAAACUCUGCUUGAUAAUUCUGAGUAUUCUCAUCACCUGUUUGCUGGAUAUUAUAAGGAGAGGUUACAUGUUAAUCACUUGUGGUAGUAAAAAGGUUAAGGAAAUAUGACAUUGAAACUGGAAGACAUAAGCAAACCUAAAAUCGUAGAUUUUCUCUCUGUGAAAAUUGAUUUUUUUUUGAAGAAUCCACAUUAUUUUGUUUGUUAACAGCAACACUUACACUGCAAAUAAUUCUUCAAAAAUUUCUUGUUUUCUACCAUUUUUGAUUUAGAUCAUGGAAAUAUUUUAAACUGUGAACUUCUAAAUACUAAGAGCAAUAUAUAUAUAUAUAUAUAUAUGUUUGAAUUAUUUUCGCUUACCCUAAUGAUUCAUUUACGUGAUUCCAGACAUCUGUUGAAUCUUAUUGGAAAAGAGGAGAAGGUACAGUAACUAUCAUUUACUUUUGAUAUUGUGUUUGUGUUCAUGUAACUUACAAAACCGUUUUUUUUCCAAAGCCAUAUGAGAAAAAAAAUCAUAUUUACUGAGCUUGGACUAGAAUCCUUCAAUUGAUGCUAUUGUCGUUUUCUUUAUUCAAGGGUGCUCUAGCCCUUUUUGCUAACCAGUUGUCUUUCUCCUUACAUGCUUCUUUGUAGUCACCGCCUCCAAACUUUGCACUCGAUGAAGUAGCUGAGGGACUCAUGAAGGCUUGGGAACUAUACGGGUCAUCGAGGUAUAACCGAUACACUUAACUAAUAUUUAGACCAAUGAUUUUCUAGUUUUCAUUCGGUCAGUAGCUUCGAUCAUAUUUCAAAUACGUGCAUGAGUCAUAUUAUCUGGCAAAGAAUGAAGAAAUGAUCCCGCGCGGGGUGCUACUACAUCUUGGCGAAUUGCGGUCGUUCCGCCCAAAAGACAAUCCGCCCGACGAACAAACAGUGCAUCAAAUUGCAAAGAUUAAGCUGUUAUUCCAUUUUUUAUUUCUUUUAGUAAUGUUAGAAGAUAUUUGUUGACCGUGUCAUCAAAACAACAGCUCAUUCAACCGCUGGGAUAUUUAACUUCUUCGGAACUUCUGCGAUCAAAAGCGAAAUCAUUUUUUAUGUAAUAGACGCAUCGAGGCCAAAUAUUUGAGGCAAGAAGUCAGUUGUGAUGUCAGUAUACUACUCAGAAAAAAUAUUAAACCAUUCGUGUUGUAUUUCGUUACAAAAACUAAUAAAACGCUAGUUUUAUUUUAUAAUACCAUUUUAAAGAACUAUACAAAACUCAUAGAUAAGACGACAUAUACAUCGGCGCAAUGACUUCGAAGUUCGGGCGGAAAGGUCUCGGGCGGUUUGACUCUCGGGCGGAACGACCGGAUAUCCAUCUAAGCAAGGUACACGAUUAAUAAUCGGGCAAGGCAUUGUGUUAGUAUAUCGAUCAAUGAAAAGUGUUCUAAUCCAAUCGUCUUGUUUUUUGUUGCUGACCAACGUUUGUUGUUUUCCAUUUCUAGCAACGUUUACUUUAUAUCUUUUCAGUGCUGUUAUCAUGUUUAUCGUUCGUCCUGAUGAAGUGAAUGUGUAUGUCCAAAGGAUUCUGGAAUACAGCAUCAGAGACAAGUAAUGAAUUUGCAGAUAGAACGCUUUUCUACUUAGUGUCGUAAAACCAGAGUGAGAGUGAACACCACAGCUCAUCAGAGCAAACAACAUCAUUAAAAACAACCAUAAAUUCAGUGCGAAUUGAACGAAGCGAGCGAGAAAAAUGCAAAUAACCAGUUGAGUCAUGAUCGAUUUUAAUUCAUUGUCAAGCCGAUAGUCGAGAUCCAGGGCAAGUUUUCUAGACCCUAAAAUGUAAAACCACAGGCAGUAAAACAAAAGCAAUCAAAUCCGUGAUUACUUUUGCCCUCGAGCAGUGCGUUAUCGAAUGAUUCAAUUGAUAAAGAUGUUGCGUAUAUCUUCAACAGGUUAGCGGGCUGAUGUGUGGAUCUGAAAGUCCAGGUUUCAACGGGAAAAACCUGAUUUCACUAUUCAGGGGCGUGAGAGGAAUUUUCUAGUUGGAUAGGAAGGGGGGGCAUUAUGAACUAUUUUAGGUAAUGAAUAAAAAUACAACUUCAUCUUUAUUCUUGCAGAAACCGCGCUGUAAAAGUGAUCAGACGAACUUUGACAGAAAUUUGUACUCAAAGCGAAAUACGGGGCGACAAAUCUCUCUUUGUGUAAGAAAGUUGGCAUUACAUUUAUUAUCUCCCAGUUUUCGUUUUCUGUUUAAUAACUCUUUGAUCGUACCUCUUAAUUCACCAACUAAACGACUGAGAAGCUGAUUCACUGGUUAACUCCUCAUGUAUUGAAUGAAUUUCUUUCUGACUUACUGACUGGGCGAUAAAAUACUUAUGUACUCGCAAUGAUAUACCUAAUACUAAUUGUUGUGGUAAAGUUCUCUGUUUCCUAGUUUUUGGGUGAUAAAAUGGAAAAUUAUUUUUUGGGUUGAUUUCUUUUAGUUUAUUCUUUCAAGUUAUUGAGAUAGAAAUUCCUAGAUCGUGCGCACAAAUCUGCUUUUAUAAAUGACUACAUAUGUAGACGCCUGAACUCUUAUUAGGUUCCUAUUUACCUUUAACAGGGAUGGACUUGAGGUUGCUGUAGCUUACUUUAGAGCAGGUUACACACCCGUUGACUACCCCAGUGAAGACGUAAGUGCCCUUGCUAACUCCUUUUUCAAACCUUGGAUGAGAAUUUUUCGAAAAAUGUUUUCCCGAAGAAUAAAUUAUGUGGAAACUAGCUCAGUGAAAACGUACUACCGCGAGAAAACUAUACACCUGUAUGAGAUAAAACGAAGAGAUUUUAUAAAGGAUGAGUGAUAAAUUUAUUUGCCACGAAUUCUAGAAAAGGAAACGCUUAUCUAAGUUUCUGAUAGGCUCAUGUAUGUGUUCUUAGAUGAAAUACAUGCUAAUUUUCUGACUCAGGAAUGGUCAGCUCGUCUGACAAUCGAGCUGUCCCGUUGUAUUAAAUGCCCGACAGUGGCUCAUCAGUUGAUGGGAACCAAGAAGAUGCAACAAGUAUUUGCUGAACCUGGAGUUUUAGAAAGGUAACAAGUUCCGAAGAAAUUAGGGCUCGAGAUGAACAAGGCAAAUCUUUAGGUUUUUUCUUGUAAAACUGGGUGGGUUGGUUGGAAUGGGGUGUUCAACCGUGAUACCGUUAUCCGGGUCAGCCCUCCCCGCCCUUUCAUGGAGACACAUUGUAGUUAUAUAAGAAACCGAGCCAGCCCCGAUUGACUGAGCUCAUAUAAAUACAUUCCUAACCCUUUAUAGACCUUUACACACUCAGAUCAGAGUAGAUAUUCUCCUUGCUGUGCUCUACACAUUUCCUACGGUUCUGAAAAGGACUAGUUGGUUUACAAUCCAGGGCCUCUUUUGUUGGCGAUCAUUUCCUUUAUUCUCAUUACCUUAACAUUCGAUUCAAUGAACAAAUUGUCAGGAGAAAUUAGAUGCUGGUCACCUUUAAGGAUUGCAGGGUUUAUAAUCUCCAGCGGUGUAGUAUUUUUAUGCAACUGAGUUCAAUUAAUAACUUCAUUUUUCAUAUUUUGAGUAGGUUUUUACCGAAUAGAGAGGCAGUGGACAGAGUGAGAGCAACCUUUACUGGAUUAUACACUCUCGAUCCGGUAAAUGAAUAACUGUACAUAGUGUUAAGAACUUUACCCAGUGUGUGAAGGCAGAAUUUUAAUAACCAGACAUUGCUAAGGAAUGACAUACUUGUGUCUCUCCCCUGAGAAGCUAAUCUGUGGUGAUCUGAGACAGUGUAUAGAGUACAUCUGUUGCUGCAUGCGUCUACCCACGUCAUGACUGUUCGUAUCUGUAGGUUUGCAUUUAAGAUGCAGUUACAAGUCUCUUCAGUAUGUAAUGUGUUAAACGUCAUUAAAGGACAUAUCUACUAAAAUAAUUGGCAUGGGUAUACUGUCUAUGGAGAAUUUUCAGAUUGAAUGUAAAUUGUCAAAAUCAUGAAAUAUGCCAGUUUUUCGAACCUAUUUCAGACCGAGUCAAAAAUUUUAUUCUAUAUUUCUCAAUUUCAGGGACCAUCAGGAGAUCGCAAUGUCGAGUGUUGUCUCCAAGCAGUGGAAAGGUUUGUCAUGAAACCUCAGAGGGAAGGAGGAGGUAUGAUAUGGUUUACCUUUAAUAGCCAAAUGGAAAGAGAUGAGAGAAAUAACAACAACUUUGAGCUUCGCUGUUCUCUUUGAGAAGUGCAAAACUAGCUCUAGCAAUCAAAAAGUAAAAAAACACUACUAAUUUAUUACGCUAAUUUGUGUGAAUACCUGCUCAUCCCAUGACUACAGGUAAUCUCAUCUAUGGGGAAGAUAUCCGGCACACACUCCAAAGCAAUCCUGAAAAGCGUUCUCAGUAUAUUUUGAUGGACCGAAUUCGACCUGCUUGCAUCAACAGGAACUUUAUCGUUCGUCAGGAGUCUAUAAAACCUGCAGAAAUUAUCUCUGAACUGGGGAUUUUUGGCAUUUUUCUCAGGUAACUGGCGGUUUUUAAUAUAAUUUGAUUUUUCUGUGUUGCUGGAACCAUUUCCAGUAUUGGAGGACAUGUAAGAAAACCCUUCGGAUAUCUUUAAAGUUGUUACCUGAUUUUUCGACCUGACCCGAUCGUUUUCACGAUGAAUAGGAAUCUGACCUGAUCAACACUUCCUAUUUAUACGCAUUUAGCCUCAUUCGGUUAACAAGGAUAAACUAAGAUUGUUCACUGUUAAGAAUUUUUUCCUUCACAAAUUGCUGCACCGUUGUUUUCAUAUUUAACUCUUCCUGACUUUCCAUAAAACAAGUCAGUUUUUUAUGAUUAUGCCCAGUAGAAUCUGUUGGAUUCUAUGGAAGCGCUUCCCGAUUGCUUUUCAUAAUCGAUCACAGGGGCAAAUCAGAUCUGAGGUUAACCCUUUAAACCCUAGGAGUGACCAGCCUCUAAUUUUUCCUUGCAAUAGCACCCCUUAAUCAAACCUUAAGGCCACGAGAAUCAAGGAAAUGAUCAUCAACUUAGAAAGCUCUUGGUUUUUAGACAAAUUCUCCUUGUCAGUCCUUCAGGAAAUGUAUAGAGAGCAGUAUGGAAAAUAUGCAUAUUGAUGUUAGCAUGUAAAGGGUUAACAAAGCAAGGAGCCAAUGGAAACUUAAAGUAAACGCAUGAAUACUUUAACCCUUUACCUUCCAUGAGUGACCAACAGAGAAUUUCUCCUUACAAUAUCAAUACAAUAUCAAGCAUAGAAGUUAUGAGGAUAAAGUAAAAUAACAACUGAGGGAUUAUUAGUUGAUCCAAUAGCAAACUCUCCAAAUUAACAUCAUAGUAAUUGUAUGUCCGACAGUGAAGAGAAUCACUUAUUAGAUCUUGGGAGUUUAAGGAUUAAGUGCGCGAAAACGUGAAUAACUCCGAGCUAUGGUUAGCAAUAGUUUUGAAUCUGAUUGGUCAAGAAAGUGACACCAACCACUGGACCAAUCAUACAGUGUGGUGAUGCAAAGUCAAGGCGAUUGCUGUCGACGUUCGAUUGAGAAUUCUCUUAUUGCAUCUUGCCAAUUAAAGACUAACAAGCCUUUUUCUGCUGUUUUAGUCAGGGAGAUGAGAUACUAGUCAACAAAGAUGGAGGCUACCUUGUCCGCAGUAGGCCAUGGGAUAAGUUA